AAGGAAACAACAGAAAAAGUGUCGCAUUUUUUUUUCUGAAUUCAGAAAAGUAAUGAUAAAACAUCCAAAUUGAUCAUUUCGUCAUAGACCAAAAAACUCUAAAAAAAAUCUUCGCAAAAGCUAAAUUUCCGUUUCCCACGCAACAAGCAACAAAACUUUUGGAAAGAGAAAAACAAUUUGUUUUUUUUUGGUGUCUGGUUCAAAUUUAAAAUCUAUAAAAAUCCGUUGAUUUGGUAAACUCGUGUUGGAAAUCCUUCAAAAACGUGUACGGUGCCCCAGGAUUGAGACAGAGAGCUGUGGCGCAGGACACAAGGCGACCUGGUCGCAACACAGAUCCAAUUUCCAGGGACAUGCCAACCAUGACACGCAUGCAUCGGCACUCCAGCUCCAAUGCCGUGGUGGAGGAGACGCGCGGCCGUCGGCGCGAUGUUGGGGCCGAGGGAGAGGCGAAUAAGGAGAACUACGGCGUUCACUUUAUGAGCAGCCCCUUCGGCAACGCCAGCCUGAUUGCCCUGCAGGACCUGAGCAAUGUGCACGGCAAGAGUCCGCAGCGGCGAAGCUUCAGCGAGGGCAGUGGACCGCGUCAGGCCACGCCGCAGCUGGCGGCUCUACGCUGCCUGCCCCGAGCUACAGCUGUGCCCCUGGGUGCUGCUGCUGCUGUUGCUGCUGCUGCUGCUGCUGGCAAUGGGAGUGGCAGUGGGAGUGCCGCUGUGGGUGUGCCUGUCCUGGAAGACUCGCAGUUGUCGUCCUCGCGGAUGGGCGACACCACCCUGGAUCGCAUGCUGGACGCCAUCAUAGAGUCGGCGCGCAAGGAGGUCCGCUGCAAGCACACAACAGCAGCCGCGGCUGUUGCAGCCCCAGUGGCAGCCACCAAUGUGCUGGCCGAUUGCGGGGAGUGGAGCGAGAGCAGCGUCCACGAGAUGGAGGUGCGCACACCCACCCACCUGAAGCGGCAGCGGGUGGUGCGGCGCAAGAAUCCCCACAAGACAGCCCACACGGCCACCAGAGAUGGCCAGAGCCGGAGUCGCAGCCAGGGCAGGAGGCACAGCGCAACGCCAGUCCAAAUGGAGCAUGUGCCCAGCACGAAGCGCUGCCUCAGCUUCUCCAGCUCCACGUCCAGCGACCUGGACGACGAUGAGCAGCUGGCCAAGCGCAGUUCGAUGGCCUCCACCACAUCAUCGAGCCACUCCAGCGCCGCCGGCAUUGACAGCCAGCGGGGCAGCAUUGAUCUGAGCAUCGUCUACGAUGCCCAGCAGCGACAACUGAAUGUACACGUCAUUCGCUGUCGUGACUUGCAGCGUUCUCAUGGGACUGGCACUGGCGUUUAUGCCUACGUCAAGGUGGCCCUGGCACCCGCCCAGUCAGCUCAGCCAGCCAUGAACUCGGGCUUUCAGCGCACCGCCGUCCACCGUCACUCGAGCCGUCCGUACUUUGAUCAGCGCUUCAGCUUCCCCAUUCCGCAGGAGGAGGACUCGUCCAAUCAGCAGCUACAGCUGGCCGUAUGGCAUCGGGAUCGCCAUUUAAAACGCAGCGAGUUCCUGGGCAGCAGCACCUUCCCGCUGAGCGAGCUUCUGGCGGAGAGCCACAGCGUGAGCGGAUCCUACAAGUUGCAGUCACAGUCACAGUCGCAGUCGCAGGCAUGCCUUAGUAGCUGUCGCAGCAGCAGCAGCCGGAGCAGCAAUCACGAAGAGCAGCAGCAGCAGCAGCAGGAGCAGGAGCAGCAGGAGCAGAAGCAGCUGGUGCCAUCACUGGCAGAAGGUUCCGAUAUGGCCACCACCACAGCCACGCCACAAAAGUCGUCAGCAGCGGCUGCGGCGGCAGCAGCAGCAGCAGCAGCCAUGAACCUGGACGAGGUCAUCAGCAUCAGCAUCGACAGCAUGGCCGGAACGACGACAUUGGGCAGGGACGAGUGCCUGCUGCAGCCGCAGCAGCCAAUGAAGCUGAGCAAGAAGGCGCUCCAUCAGCGGGACGCGGACGAGAAUCUCUUUCUGCGCUUCCUCGAGCUGGAUCCGCCUGCCGAUGGCAAUGCGAACAGCACCACCAACGCCACCGUCGGCGGCAACAGCACGUCCAGUGGGGCGGGAGGCGGAGCAGCGCCGAGUGGUGGGGCAAUCGCCGCAGCCAUCUGCAAUGUGAAUGCCAAUGUGAGCAACGCCAAUCACCUGAACGGAGCCAGCGGCAGGCGGCAGUCGACCAUGGCCAGUGGGGGUAGCGGAGGGAGCGCCGGCAGUGGACAGCGAUCGCUGGGACGCACACCCUUCACGAUGACACGGCGACUGACGCGAACGGAGGAGCGGGGAUUCGGCUUCUCCAUUGUGUGGACGCAUCCGCCGCGCGUCGAGAAGGUGGAGGCGGGCAUGUCGGCGGAUCGGUGCGGCAUCCUGCCCGGCGACUAUGUGAUCUUCGUGGACAAGCACAAUGUGGUCACGAUGCCCGAGGCUGAUGUUCUGAAUUUGAUACGAUCGCAGGGCUCGACCUUGACGUUGGAGAUAUUCAGAAGGUCAGGCGCGGGCGCCACAAUGGCCAUUGAGACAGCCACCACAACGGCAACAGUCGCCGCCGCCUCCCUCUCCACAUCAAUGGGAACAGCGGGAACUGGCACUGGCACGGGAUUGGGAGCAGGUCUUUCCCUCUCCUUGGGCAACUCCAAUGCCAAUGCCAUCACACAGCAGCAGCAGCAGCAGCAGCAGCAGCAGCAAUCCCGUCAGCAGCUGGUUCUGGGUUUGGAGCGUGAGGAUCUAAGCAGCAACACGACAAACAUGAUGAGCUGCUCUCUGCAGCGGACGGGCAGCUCGAGACCAGCCACCCAGCCACAGGCGCAGCUGAGCAACAAUUUCUCGCGUCCGGCGACCGCCUGCUCCGGCACCACCUCCUCCAUUGAGGCCGCCAAGCGGCGGCUCCACCUGCCUCAGGUCACCUUCAGCAAGGAGUCGAUUGUGCCCAUAACGGACAAUCGGCGUCGCUUCCUCCUGCAGCUGAUUAGCCGGGAACAGAACUUCACGUCGGCCCUGCACUUUGGUGUGGAGCGGUUUGUGCAGCCGCUGCUGGAGCGCAAGGAUCUGAUAUCGCCGAACGACCAUCGGACGCUGUUCCAGAACAUUGACGAGCUGCUGCGCAUCGCCGAGGAUAUUCUAGAGCAGCUGUGCAGCGGAGACCAGCACCAGCACCAGCAGCAGGAGCAGGAGCCGCAGAUGAACUUUGCCUCGAGGGUGUACCUGUCCAAGACGACGGCCAUAUGUGCGGCCUACAAGAAGUACUGCAACGGCAUCAAGCGGGCCGACUGCGUGCUGGUGAACAAGUCGCGGCAGACGGGCUCCGAGUUCAUAGCUUUCAUCACGGAGCCGGUGGUGCCGCGCAAGCGUCCGGAUCUCACCAUGUUCAUCCACCGUCCGCUGCAGCACUUUCGGGAGAUACUCAAGCUGAUGCAGCUGCUGGCGAGCAACUGCCACGUGGACACCGAGGAGCACAAGAACUUCAGCAGCGUGAUCGGGGAGCUGCAGGCGGCCUACCGCGAGAUCACCGUCAGCAGCGGCCUCAUGGAGCCCCUCGGCGAGGGCCGGCCCCUGCUCACGCUCCAGGAUCUGGAGUCCCGCAUGGUCUUCACCAAGUGCAAGCCGUUCACGCUGGCCGUGCAGGGUCGCCAGUGGAUCUUCGGCGGUGAUCUGUCCCGCGUCGAGGGUCGCUCCAUCAAGCCCUACUGGACGCUGCUCUUCAGCGACAUCAUCGUCUUUGCCAAGGUUAGCCGCGACCGGGUGCUCUUCAUCACCGAGGAGCCCGUGCCCAUAGCCAAUGUUGUCGACUCCUGUUUCCACAUGCGCAAGAAGACCACCGAGUUCCGUUUGACUGUGGAUCCGAAUGGGCGGCUGGCCGAGAGCCCCACAGGCUACUGUGCGCCCGAUCUGAGCCGGACACCGAGGCGAGGGGCCCGCCGCAAGAGCCUCAUCCUGCGCGCUCCCUCCCUCGAGCUGAAGGCCGUCUGGCAGAACCUGCUGCAGCGCCAAAUAUUUCUGGUGAAUGCGGCACUGGGCUCAACGCCCCUGUCCAGCCCGCUGGACUCGCCGGAUGUGCUGAACACGCUGGUGCCGCUGAGUGAUAUCGGCAUGACCUCCGCCUCGAUGGCCUCGAUGAAGCUGCCAUCGCUGGACAGCAUCAACCUCAAGCAGCAGAAACAGCAGCAGCGUAACAGCUCUCACGGCCAUGGGCACACGGGGCCAGGUGCGGCCGCCGCCGGUAGCCACGGCCAUGGACACACACACGGACAUGCCGUGGAGCAGAUCGAGCUGCUGAUCGACGAGAAGUGCCGCAUCCUGAACAAGACCGGCACACCCAAGUCGAGCGCUCUGCAUCUGGCCAACUGGAUGAAGGGCCAGCUGGACAAGCAGCAGCAGCAGGCCCGACUGGCGGCCAUUGCCCGCUCGCAGGAGAACAUCACCGCCGAGGACGAGCAGCUGAUCUUCAACAGCGACAGCGAACAGGACGAACGCAUCACAUACUGGACGCGACAGCAGCUCGAGAAGCGCACCAAGGAGCUCAACCUGGCAAAGGAGAACGGCGUUCUCUCUGCCAAGCCCAACUUCGGUGGCAAGCGACUCAGCGGGGUCGAGGAGCUCAGCAUGAGCGCCGCCUCAGACAUCUACUCGGAGGCGGAGGCGGCUGGCCACAGCCAGAUCAGCCAGUCCCACAGCACCACAUCGGACAGUCAGAUAACGGUACGCUCGAGCCCCAUUGUGCUGGACAAGCUGGCCGUUUGCCGACACUGCCACAAGAACUGCCAGCAGAGUGGCGCCGGCGGCGGCGGUGGUGUCGCUGGCGUCAAUAACUCCAGCUCCACGCCGGUGCUGCUCUGCAACUCCCUUAAGGUGCAGCAUAGCCAAUCCUCGCCGAAUCGAUGCUGUAAGCUGAACGGUAUAGCUGGCGGAUCGGGCACGGGCACGGGAGCUGGCACCGGCACCGGCACCGGCACGAGCAGCGUGACCAGCAUGUCCAGCAGCACCAUCACGGGGGAGCUGUCCUCGAAGGUGGUCGCCAGCAGCAGUCGCCGGGAGACCGGCGACACGGAGAGCGACGUGGCCCAACUGAUCACCGAUGAACUGUCCCUCUCCCAAUCAGAGGCCACGGACGAGAGCGUUGGCGCCAUUCCCAACAGCAGCAGCAGCGCCGGAGACGGCUCCAAAAUACGAAUUCUAGAACCUCAACCAGCGGCGGUGGCAUCGUUGGCAUCGGUGGCAUCGUUGGCCUCAGGGGCAACGGUGACUCCACCUAUGGCAAAUGGCCACUGUUCAGGCGGUUCACCGAAACCCUUGCCACCACCACGACGCACUCGAAUCGUGGCCCAGAUGUGCCAAGAGCCUGCCCGGCCACGGGCAAACCAGCAGGUCAAGGCCAUAGUGACGAUCACGGAGACGGCACGGAUCAUGCGCAGCAGCGAGCGCACAGCCCACUCCGUGGGAUCGGGCGGAUCGGGCUCGAUGUCGGGAUCGCCAGCCAAAUAUGCCGCCUGCCACUGCCGCUGCACUCCUGAGGACUUUACGCACGCCCAACUCUCGCCGGACAAGAUGGAACACCAGACCUGCAAGCUUCUGGAGUCGCCCAAACAGACGGCAACCACCACAUCCACAUCCCCACUGACAGCGGCCCAGCGGCAGGAGGAUGAGCAGUUGUCGCUGGUUUUGAUUGGACUGGCCCAGUUUGCGCCGGCAGCCAAGCUGUGUGGGCAGGCGCGGGCGCGGGCUACACCUGCACUGCUCCAAGAGGGACAGAGCAACAGCGAAGAUAAUUCCACACCUACGAUAGCCGUGGUGCCACCCACGCCCGAUGCCGUUCUCACCAAGACGAGCACCAAUGUGUGGGACAAUAGCGGAGGAGGAGGAGGAGGAGCUGGAUCUCCUGGAGCAGAAGUGGCCACCAGCAGCACGACCACCACCACGACGAAGCAGCCACGGCAGGCGAUCAUUGAGAACAUACCCGAGGACUCGUGCGACGAGUCUCCGUUGGACGAGGAACCUCCGUACAGGCCCAUGACCAAUGCCCUGAGGCGUUUCGGCACCAUGUCCAGUCUGGAGAAACUGCCCUCCGACGAUCGCAUGGAUGAGGCUGACGAGCUGGACGAUGACCUGGAGCCCUACACAUCGAAUGGCCAUGACGACAGCCCCAACAACGAUGAUGACAGGGAUGGAGACGAGGAUGAUGAGGACGAUGCAGCCUCGGACAAGGCGCUGGCCCAGAACCUCAACGAAUUGGUUGGCUGCUCCAGCUCGACUGGUGCCAUGGUCAACGGGGAUGUGCUGGCCAGCGGAGCCUGGACCAAUCGAGCUGGGGCCUUUGUCUCCGACAAGAUGUCCUUUUUCGAGGAGUCGCGUGCCUUCAUCGACAAGUACUUGGGCCGCUGGAAUGCCGAAGAUACCCAGGAGCAGCCGCAGCAGACGGCCACCUCCGAGACGGACGAGCAGAUGGACGAGUGCACCUCGGGGGCGACCAGUGGCGAGGAGGUAUGGGGCACACCCACCAGCGGCGGGGACAACGAAGACAACGACAUGCAGCUGAUCAACUCGGAGAAUACGCAUUCGUCACCCACCAAGUCGAGCACCUCGCUAAACGAUGACGAUGACACGGAGCUGAUGAUGGACGAGCUACUGAUGGCGCCGCCUAUGACGGCCAGCACCAUACGGGGACUGCUGCCACGCUUUUACAGACGUCGUCUUGAGCCCCUUUUCGAGGAGGAGACCGAGAGCGACGAAGAGAAAACCCAACAGGACAGCGAUGACAUCAAAAAGGGGGAAGCAACGACAAAUGGCCACUACCUAGAGGAUUCAGCUGGAAGCUCAAGCGACGAGGCAGUCCAAGUGGUGCCGGAUCGGGAGGAGGAUCCGGAGGAGGAGCGGCUGGAGCUGGAGCUGGAGCUGCAGCUGCAGCUGGAGCAGGAGGCGACACAGGAGCAUGUGGGCUAUCAACAGCAGAGAUUGCAACCGAAUCUGGGGCCACGUCCAUUGCUCACUACCAUGCUGCUGCCCACUACGGCCAUAACCACGCAGAUGGAACCGUCACCACCACCACCACUAGCACAGCGAGUGGGUCCACUGCCAGUGGUGGGCUUAUCCUGCGAGUAUCUGCUCGAUCAGCGCCCCUCUAUACGCUCGACACCCGCAUCGCACACGACGAGCUUGUCCACGAUGCCAGCUACGAUCAGCGGGCCAGGGACAGGGACAGGGACCGGGCCAGGGCCAGGUGCCGAGACAGAGAAAGGGAACUACACCACGAUGCCAUCAUCUCGGCAGCCUCAGCCUCCGGCUGCAGCAGCGACAACGGGCAGGACGACGACGAUGGCGAGUCCAGCUCCCUUGUCGACUACUACAACAAUCAGCAGCGGGAGCGGCACUACGAGCUUCGGCGGCAGAGCCAGCGGCAGGCCAGCGAGGUUUAUACCACCGCCGCCGCCACCGCGUCGAUUGCUGCUCACGCAGACCAAUCUAAGCGCUGCACCACCCAAAACGGAGCCACCUCAAAGAAAAUCUGGCGCUACUGCUGACAGUGGCUACUCGGCGGCUGUCGGCGACGUCGCCAGCGCUUCGGACCCAAUCGCUAUCGGGUCAAGGACAAUUCCAGCGGCGACUACCAGCAGCUCUGUGGCGGUGCCGGUGCCGGUGCCGGCACCAUCCCAAAAACGUCAAUCAUCAACGAUAAUCGAGACCUGCCUGCUGGGGGCACCCAGGCCCGCCUCAGCCACUUCAUCAGCAACAGCCUCGAGGAUACCAAAGCCGAGCCGUGCGAGUCUCGAGACCCCCCACCGUCAGAGCAGCCCGGCUAUAGUGGGGCAGCCAGCGCCAGUGCCAUCGCCAGCGGUGGUGCAGGUGGAAUCGGAGGUGGCAACGACAGCGGAGGGAAACGAAGUAGAUCAACGUUCGGGACACGCUGCCCCAGCGCCCCACGCUGGCUGCGGCCUAAGUCCAAGGCUGGAAAUGCGGCUGGCCCUCAAUCACGACAUCCUCGGGGACGAGGACUUGAUCUGCUACGAGCCUGGUCCAGAUCUAACAACUAUUCUGGGGCACGACCUCUCCACAUUUCAUCGUCUGACGGGUCGCGAUUUAUUGAGUCGUUCAGCCACGAAUCGGGUGCAGCCAAAAGAGGCUGUCAUAUCGUACUCUCAACAACGCAACUCAAAGAUGGACACGCCGACGGUGAACCGUCGUCCGCGUCCGGUCUCGGCCUCCGUGCAGAGCAAUCACAGCAGCAGCAGCCACGGCAGUCCACGUACCGCUGGUUCAGCUCGUGCCGGCGGCGAUCCACGCAGCAGCCAGCGGGCCAGCAGUCCAGGACCAUGGACCAGUUCUGGCUAUGCGGCUCGAGCCGUCGCAGGGAGCGCAAGCGGCGCCGACAGCAGCAUCGCCUGCAGCUCCAGCAGAGGCGGGAGCAAAUUAGGCGAUCUGGAAAUCUUAGCGAGACGCGAGAAGAUAUACUGCAUGUCUCAAUCGAGGAGUGGCUGUCAAGUCAGGGAGACAUCCACGACCUCCACAACGAUGGUCGCAACGAUGACGGGGAUGGGUACGGGGAUGGGGAUGGCGAUGGCAUCGAAACGCGACUCUUUCUUGCCCACCCAAGCAGUAGCAGCAGCUUCUCUGACGAGGACGAUGAGUACUACUUCGAUGGACGGAGUGGACGGAGCCACCAGUACCACAACAACAAUGACUGAAGCAUUCCUCGAAACGGAAGUGGGCAAUUCGAAGCGAUUAAUCAACUUUAUUAAGCGUCGCAACUCUGAGAUAACCGCUAGUAGCAGCAGCAGCACCCCCAACCACUCCGACGGAGCCCUUGGCGAGCAGCCCCAACCGAGCCAGACUCAGAGUCAGACUCCGAGUCACAGCAGCCUGCUGCCGCAGGGCACGUCUCAGGCGACCGAAGCCGCGGAGAUGGCACAAAUGUCGCCACGCAAGGAUAAUGACAAGCCAUCUCUGAAUCGCCGCCUGUGGAAGCAAAUCACCAAACGCCGACGCACCAACUCCGUGUCCCAAAUAGUCGCUGGUUAAGGUGUCAUCCCAUUUCCUACUCCCAUUCAGCAUCCAGCAUAACCCCCUGCGAUCCUUAGCCAGUGCAUAGCUUAUAUUGUGUUCUGUGGGUAGAUUUUAGUUAAUCUUAAGUUGAGCACGACGGAUCCGAAGGGCAGCCCAUCAACUGGAGAACGGACUGGAGUCCGUGGCAGUAAGUUUGGCCUGUGGCCCUUACUGGACCGGAAUUGUGUGGCUGCCACUCACCCAAUGGACUGACAUUGAGCAAAAACCAAACCGAAAGAAAAAACUACCAAAACACCAACAGCAAGCUAACAGGAAACAAGGGGGGAAAAUAUUAGAGCGGAGUACGAGUACGCUAAGAAUUUUUGAUACAACUUUGUAGGUAGUGAAUUCCGGGUAUCGAUCACACCGAACACGGGCCACCCUAGGCGUCUGAUUGCGUCCAAAAUGAAUCUCCUGCCAGCAGUUGGCAGUGCCAGUGGGGAGGCAGGAGGCCAAAGGACUCAGUCCAAGCCAAAUACGAUGAAUAAAUACGACAACGAAUGGCAGUAAGAUGAGACACUGAGGUGAUGAAGGUGGUGGGGCACACAACAACACACACACACACACACACACACACAUGCAAUCCAGCCAAAUGAAAUAAGAUUGUAGAUGAAUUGGAAUGUUUACACUGAAUAUAUUUUAGAGGAGAGAUGGAUACAUAGAGCAUUAAUUAGCAAUUAUACGAGCAGGAGGAGUACGAUUGGCCUAGCAGUUGGCUUGUUCGGGGUGGUAGGGGCUUUUGACAUUUUGUGUUGUAGCGUUUAGUUCUAGUUCUCAAUUAAACAAUGAAAUUGCCUUACGUAUUCAAUGAACUAUUGUAUUGGUAGCUUAAAGUAGUGAAUCUUUAUACAUACAUUUUACGCAUUAUUUUGCAAUUGUCCAGCAAUGUCAGCGAACAGCAACAGCAACAGCAACAGCAACAGCAUCAGUAAAGCAUUCCGCAUUCAGCAUCAGGCUUCAGCAGUCCGUAGCAUUACGUCAAUAAUGAAUUUUAAUGAAUUUAUAUUUCACAUUUUUCUCAAAAACUAUUUACAAAUACAAGGAAACUUUUGCAUCAGAGUCUAAUACAAGUGUAGCGAAAACUUUGUAGUUUAUUUCACAUUGAAAUUGAUAAUAUGAAAUCGAAAAAUGUUUAGAAUGCGAUGGAGAUGAGAUGCCAUGAACUUAUACGAGUUAAUAACGACAAACGAGAUGAAGUACAUUUAUCAGCUUUAAUAGAAAAUCUAAUAAAUAUAUAAAUAUAUAUUAUACAUGAAUCUAACUAGUUCUAGUCCGUAGAUAACUAAUUGAUAUACGAAUUACUCUUGAAUAGGGUGGAGGUGUGGACGUGUACGAGUACGCGAUCGAGCUAUUAGGCAUUUACCAAUCUCACACUCCUUGGGCCUUGGGCAUGGCAUACCCAUUGAUUCAGCACCAUCUACACCACGUAUCACGUACCACGAACAGUGUGUCUCAGUAUUCAGUAACUUACUUUGUAAAACUCAAACACUGACACACACAAACAAAACCAAUCCGAUUACUCGAAUUAGCAUGUGGGUAACACUGAUGAUUUUUUUUCGGUCAAAUAUUGUCUUUUAGUGCAGAUGUGAAUUUUCCUCUUGAAAUUCAAUAAGAAAUUCAAUUAUUUAAAGAUGAAAUUAC
Messenger RNA from Drosophila guanche, 10685 nucleotides. RefSeq lists its product as uncharacterized. The record is from RefSeq and is a predicted model, not a curated record. The transcript has 18 exons. NCBI's taxonomy places the organism in Eukaryota, Metazoa, Arthropoda, Insecta, Diptera, Drosophilidae. Gene Ontology annotation, molecular function: protein binding; guanyl-nucleotide exchange factor activity. Gene Ontology annotation, cellular component: plasma membrane; nucleus. The coding region runs from base 351 to 9020 and encodes 2889 amino acids. Gene Ontology annotation, biological process: signal transduction.